GCAGUCGCAUGGCGCAUGUACAGGAAAAGUAAGUCAGAUAAUGGUCAGAUAACUCAAACAUAAUAACAGUACGUGCAUAAAUAGUGUAUAAUCGGUGUAUAUUAUUUAAUUAAUAAUGCUUAUACGUAUUUAAAUAACUAUCGCUGUAAUCUCUAGUAUGUGGAGCUCUCAUUUUGAUUGUUAAGUGUGGUUGAAGGAAAAUGUACAACGGAAUAGGUCUUCCUACCCCAAGGGGUUCAGGAACAAAUGGACAUGUUCAGAGGAAUUGGGCUUUAGUAAAGCCAAGGGUAAAAGAUCAAACCUACAAAACUGAAGACGAAUUGGCGAAACUUGAUGUUGCUAGUCAUCGGCCCCCUAACAAGGAAAUAUUGGACCACGAAAAGAAGCGAAAAAUUGAACUUAAAUGUGCAGAGUUUGCUGAAAUAUUAGAAGAACAAGGAUUUAAUGAAGAAACCAUUCUCAACAAGGUUAACAACUACCGAAACAUGCUCAUGGGUCACAAUACUGAUUUAGACAAAUCUAUUGAUAAAUGGGGAAGAAUCAAUGUAACUGAGACACAUCAAGUAGCCGAGGCACAACAAGAGAAAAACGCGCGUUUGCGAGAAGCGUUUGGAAUAUCGGAAUAUUUUGUCGAUGGGAGCAGUUUUGAUCCUAAUCGAGAUGCGAGAGAGCAAUUGGCGCGUUCCGAGGCUUUUAAAGAAAAGGAAAAACAAAGACUACUCGAACGGGAGAAAGAGAAGGAGUUAGAAAGAGCGCAUGCAUCACGCUACGAACUGGUUCACACGCCAAGUCCGGAACCGGAAGCUGCCGCCACUGAAGAGAAGAAAAAGAAAAAACACAGCAAAUCAAAGGAAAAUCAGCUAAUCGAUGAGGCAAAGAAAAAGAAAUCAAAGAAGCGCAAACGAGAAAAAUCAGGAAAAAAGGACAAAAAGAAAAAGCGCAAACGCCGUUCGACCAGCUCCUCUUCAGAAAAUUCAGAGUCGGACUCAGGAGUAAAGGAUACCGACAGUGAAAGCGAGAAAAAGAAGAAAAAACGCAAAACAAAAAAGAACGAGAAAAAGAAGACCGAAUCCAAAAAGAAAAGAACUCCUAGCGAAGAUUCCCACGAAAGUUCUGAAGAGGAAAUUCCAAAGAAGAACAAAUCCAACAAAAGAAAACUAGACGACGACGAAGACACCUAUCAGAGAAGAAAGUCUAGAAGAGACAAAAGUGUAGAAAAAGAUACUAGACGUCGCUCCUUGAGUGAAGAUAAGAAGCAUAAAUCCCGCAAAGACAAGUCACCGAGCAAAGAGAUACGGAAUCGCAGAGACAAAUCUGUAAGCAAGACAAGAAAGGCAAGAUCCAGAAACAGAAAUAGAGCAUGUAGUGCAGACAGAAACGAAGAAGUUCGAAUUAGGAGACACACAACUAGAUCUGCAAGUCAUGAAGAGAAAGAACGCUCACGAAGCAGACAUAGGUCUCGUGGUAAAAAUGAGAGAUCUUCAAGUAGAACUAGAAGAGAUAAAUCAAAAAGGAGAAAUCAUUCUAGAAGCAGAUCUCCAAGUAACAGUACAAGAGCUAGACGAUCAAAAUCUUUAAGCAAAGAUCGUAAGAGAUUUAACAAGGGAAGUCGAAAAUAUUCACCCACACGAGACACCUCCCAUUCUCCAAGCCAAGAAAGACCUACUACUAAAAAGUCGUCCAUCAGGUCUCCAUCUAAAUCACCUAGGCGUGAAGCAAGGUCAGAGAACAAACAAAAAGAACGCAAAUCCAGGUCCAAAUCACCUUUAAGAAGAAGAGAAGAAUCCACAUCUAGAAAAAACUAUGAAGAUAGAAAUAAUAAAUAUUAUGGCAGCAGUAGCAGUAAUAGCAGAAAUAGGGGAGGUACAAGUCCUCCAUACAGACACAAAAGUCCAGUAAAAGAAAGAUCAAAAUCCAGAGAUUCUGCCGAUUACAAGAAAAAGAAUUACGAUAAACAAACUUCUAGAAGAGAAAGAUCUACUUCGAAAGAGUUUGCGAAAUAUACGCGAAAAGAGAAUGAAAAGCCAGAUCGUAGAAGCAGAAGAUCAAAUUCGAGAGAUUCUUCCAAGAAUACCCGCAAAGAUUAUGACACCCAACGAACAAAAAAGGAAAGAUCUCGAUCUAUGGAUUCAGUCGAUCGUAUUGAUAAACAUUCUAAACAUAGUUGGUCCAAGAAAAACAGAUCCCGUUCUAAAGAUAAAGAAUCUUGCAUGACACCAAAACGAAGAUCGUAUCGAUCACCAUCGCCGAAUAAAAAAAUAGAAAAAUCAAAAGAGCAAACGUCACGAAACUUUACAGAAUUAUCUUGGAAAUCGAAAAGAUCAUCUUCUUGUUCUAGAUCUCCCAAAUUAAAACCUUUCAAUCACAAAGAAGGCACAGAUCAUACUAGAGCUUCUGAAAAGAUGGACAGAUAUGAAAGGAAUAGAGAGAAAACGCCAAAAGCACUAUCAAAGGAAAAACAUUACUCUCCAAAAGAAGACAGCAAAGAGAUCGAAAGUAGUAGACAUCAUUACCGAGAGAGAAGUGAUAGACAUACGUCACCGUCAUCUCCUCCAAAGAAAACAGGUGUAGUUAAAAAAGAUUCAUCUCAUUCUUCUGAUUAUUUGCCUACUGGAAGUCCACCAAGAAAUAAAAGCAAAUCGCAUGAAAAACGCAGCAGAAGUAGAUCAGUUGAAAGAAAAAAGAUUGACCGAAGAAGCCCAUCUUUCAGUAAAAUAAAGAGCCCCAAAAUUAAACUCAAACCAGACAGUACACCACCUAUCGAAAACAAAUCCAAACGGGAAAAGAAAUCAGACGAUAAAAAUCGCCAACAGAUGCCAGUGGUACGUUUGAGAUCUCCUAGUGACGACGAAAAAAGCAAUGACGAACACGAACGUAGCGAGGACGAAGAAAAAGAAAAAGAGAUGCGAAUGCUAAGACUGCUUAAGUCUGGCUUGGCUGCCAAAGCUAAAGAAUCACUAGAAAAAAAGAUUCCGAAGAUGACGAAUAACAAAGAAGUAUCAAGUGUUUUAAAGAUGAGCAGGAGUAGCAUGAUGAAAGGUGAAAGUCUAGAUCCCGAUUCUUUCGACAUCAAGGUGUUACCAACAACUAAUAAAUCGUCAGCUGAUGACUUAACACCUGUAAAAGACAAAUCAAAAUUGAAUAACGACGAAAUCAGCAGUGAUUUUGUACCCUUUAAAAAGGACAAAAGCAGUUUAAGAAAACGUGCCAGCGCCAGCACAAGUAGGUCCAGGUCACCAUCUAGAAAUAGCAGUGAACGUAGCAACAAGUCCAAGUCUAGAUCCGGAAGCUCCUCGAGAUCCUACAGUGGUUCCAGAGGAAGCCGCAGUCGCUCAUCUUCAGCAAGUUCCGCAUCUGGAUCAAGAUCUAGAUCAAGAGAGAGGAGCAGUUCGAGAAGUAGUUCGUCAUCUUCCAGUUCUAGUUCAUCGAGGUCGAGGUCCCCUUCUAUUCCUAGACGUAAAGGUUCUCCCAGUUUUUUGGACAGACGCCGUAUAACAAGGUGAGACGUAGGCGCGAUGUGUAGGACUGACUCCAUUGCUUCACUGACGCGCCCCAAAAACUCGUGAAAUUGAAAGUUUUUAGUCGUUACAUUAAGAGAGAAAGCGAGAGGGAAGAAUGUUUUGUUUUUAUUAUUUUUUUUGUUUCGUGUCUUUGCAGUGAGAUGAGAUGUAAUUUGAUGUUUUUCUUAAUUUUUUGAACGUGUAAUCUUUACUAUUAUUGUAUGGAGACGUUUUGUAGAAGAAAAUAAAUCUUUAUUUACCUUA
This is a messenger RNA of Agrilus planipennis (emerald ash borer), 3764 nucleotides long. It is a transcript of the gene Srrm234, whose product is annotated as serine/arginine repetitive matrix protein 2. Bases 201 to 3503 code for a protein of 1100 amino acids. Lineage: Eukaryota; Metazoa; Arthropoda; Insecta; Coleoptera; Buprestidae. The transcript has 9 exons. The record is from RefSeq and is a predicted model, not a curated record.